AUGGAAACCCGUCUUCUUCUUCUUCGUGCAGCUCUUCCCCUGUUCAUUCUCUGCCUGUCGGCGCCCGCCGGGGGGCGGGAAUUCCUGAGCUUGCGGUCCGGGGACUCUCUCUCCCCGGAGGAGGUGGAAGACGUCCUGGUCUCCCCCAAGAGGACCUUCUCAGGCGGUUUCCACGAGGUGGGCACCAACGCCUACUGCUUCUCCGUCUGGUUCACCUCCUCCGUAGACAAAACCGUCGUUUGGAUGGCCAACAGAGAUAGCCCUGUGAACGGGAGGCUGUCGACCGUACGCCUGGAGAAGAGAGGUAACCUGGUGUUGAAGGACGCAGACGGGAGCCGCGUCUGGGAGACCGCCGCAUCGUUGCCGGCGGCGACCAGCGUGGAGCUCAGUGAGACGGGUAAUCUGGUGCUGCUGAAUCAGACAAGGGGUGUCAUCUGGGAGAGCUUCGCCUCCCCAACGGACACGCUCCUUCCCCUCCAGCCGCUGACAAAGGGCAACAAGCUCGUUUCCAGAAGCGGACCUGGAAGCUAUUCCUCCGGCUACUAUAGCCUCCGUUUCAGCGACGACAACGUACUAAAGAUGGUGUACGACGCGCCUAAGGUCACCAGCGUGUAUUGGCCGAAACCAGACAUUUCCACCUUCGACAGCGGGAGGUUUCCCUACAACAGCAGACGCAUCGCCAUGUUCGAUUCCCUGGGUCAUUUCUCGUCCACCGACAAACUCAAAUUCAAUUCCUCCGACGACACCCCCGGCCGCUGGCGGCGGCUGACCCUGGACUACGACGGGAUGGCACGGCUAUACACCCUGAACGGCUCCGGGAACUGGGAGGUCACCUGGAAGCCAGAGCUUCACGCCUGCAAUGUCCACGGACUCUGCGGGACAUACGGCAUCUGUGUUUACUCGCCGGAGCCGAGCUGCCAGUGCCCUCCGGGGUUCCGCAUGAUCGAUCCGUCGGACUGGUCCAGAGGUUGCUCCCCUCCCUCUCCUCCCAAGUGCAACUCGUCCGAGAUCGAUUUCCUAGUCCUGCAGCACACAGAUUACUUUGGUUAUGACCUCGAGACCUAUGGAGAGAAAGUGUCUUUCGAAGACUGCAGAAACAGGUGCCUGAGCGACUGCAAGUGCAAGGGUUUGGCCUACAAGUUGAACGGGACGGGCAACUGCUACCCAAAGUUCAACCUCCUCAACGGCUACCAGAUGCCCGACUACCCCACCGUCAUGCUCAUCAAAGUCUCCGAGAAAGAAACAACCCUAAUUGGGGACGGUGAGGCGCUGAACUGCACAGAGCAGAGGUCCGUCCUCCUCAAUCAAUACAGCGAAAGUGAGAGCCAGAGCCCCUACCUUAAGUACCUGGUCGCGUUCGUAGCCGCCGCCGGCGUCGUAGAGGGGAUGUGCAUUCUCUUCGGAUGGUGGUGGAUAGACAGAAUACACCGCCGAGAGAAGGAGAGCACCAUGGGCUACCAGGCCCUGAUGCUGGGGUUUAAGCGCUUCACCUACGCAGAGCUAAAGAUAGCGACCCACAACUUCAGAGAGGAGAUCGGAAGGGGCGGCUUCGGUACCGUCUUCAAAGGAGUUCUCUCCGACGACAGGGUGGUGGCCGUGAAGAGGCUGGAAGUUGUGUCCCAGGGGGAGCCUGAAUUCUGGGCAGAGGUCACCUUUAUAGGGAGGAUAAACCACAUGAACCUGCUAAAAAUGUGGGGCUUCUGCGCCGAGGGGAAGCACAGACUGCUGGUCUACGAAUUCAUGGAGAAUGGCUCUGUGGAUAAGAUCCUAUUCUCAAGGUACGCUGCGUCCUUGGGAUGGAAGAAGAGAUUUGACAUCGCCAUGGGAACGGCCAAGGGGCUCUGUUAUCUCCAUGAGGAGUGCCUCGAGUGGAUCCUUCACUGCGACAUCAAGCCUCAGAACAUACUCCUGGACGAGAAUUUCCGCCCAAAGGUGGGGGACUUCGGCAUGUCCAAGCUCAUCGAGAAGAACAACCUCAAAUACAGAUUCUCCACGGUGAGAGGAACGAGGGGUUAUCUGGCGCCGGAAUGGAUGAUAAACCAGGAGAUCACUGCGAAGGCGGACGUGUUUAGCUAUGGGGUCGUCCUGCUGGAGCUGGUGACUGGCAAGAGCGCGGCAGAUUUCCAUGAAGACGUGCACAACUUGAUUCAGUGGGCACAGUCCAAGCUCAGACAAGGAGACGAGAUGGGCAUCGUGGAUACCUCGCUGGCUGGAGAUGUUAACGAAGAGCAACUUCGAAGAGUGGUGAAGGUAAUCCUAAUGUGUCUCGAAGUGGAGAAGGACAGGAGGCCAUCCAUGAGCACGGUGGUGAAGGCUCUACAGGGGGAUGAUGAUGAUUGCUAA
This is a messenger RNA of Spirodela intermedia, 2343 nucleotides long. Lineage: Eukaryota; Viridiplantae; Streptophyta; Magnoliopsida; Alismatales; Araceae. The record is from the annotation of a GenBank genome assembly.